AUGGUGGUGAGGAAUGAUGGGGUUGUCUUGGGAGCCCACUGCAAUUGCACAGCUGGACUUGGUGAGAGCUGCUCCCAUGUGUCAGCUGUGUUGUUCAGCAUAUGGCAGCAUAACAAUGGCAGAAAUGAAGCGAUAGCUGUAACAUCUAAGAAGUGCAAGUGGGCCACCCCAACUUUCCCACCUCUGACCGCUGCUGAGCAAGCCCAACUCUACAACACCCUCUCCCAAUGCCGCACACAAGAGGAGCAGAUCAUCAAACCAGUAGUCCUGUCUGUUGUCAAAGAGUAUGCAGCAUCCUAUGUGCCAAAGGCUGUCAUGCUGGAUCUACCAGAACCCCUCACCAACCUGUAUGACAAGCAGGCAAGAGACCUCAACCUGGCAGAGUUACAAGAUCGAGCAGAAGCACUAUUUAAAGACAUAACUGUGACCAAAGAACAGAGUGAUAUUUUAGAGGAGGAGACCCGAGCCCAGUCCAAGUCCAAAACCUGGUUUGAGCAAAGGAGUGGUAGGGUAACAGGAUCUACCUUCAGAGCAGCCACAAAGACAGAUGUCAGAAAGCCUGCAGUGUCUCUGAUAAGACAAAUGUGCUACCCAAAGUCCCAUAGUUUCACCAGUGAGGCUACCAGAUGGGGAUGUCAGCACGAGGAAUUGGCAAGAAAAUACUAUGAAAUGCAGCAUCGCCUCUCACACACGGAUGUCAUGGUAGAAACAGCUGGAUUCAGGAUUUCACCCCUGCACCCAUUUAUUGGGGCCUCACCUGAUGGAUAUGUUUCCUGCAGCUGCUGUGGUUCAGGUGUCAUAGAAAUUAAGUGCCCAUUUUCUGUAAAGGACCUUUCUGUUAAUGAGGCAGUACAUUCUGUUGCUCACUUUUGCCUUGAAAAACAUGCGCAAGAAAAAAUUAGACUGAAGCGGGACCAUGCAUACUAUCAUCAAGUGCAGAUGCAGCUAUUUGUUACUGACAAACCAUAUUGUGAUUUCAUUCUGUGGACUGAAAGGGGAAGCACUUCACUAUUUGUUGAACGCAUCACACCUGAUGUGGCAUUCUUUGACAAAGAAUUGGAAUGUGCUCGUGACUUCUUUAAAAAAUGUAUCAUUCCAGAGCUGCUAGCCAAGUACUUUUCUGCGCCAAAAUCAGCAGCAGCAGCUGAUCAUAGUCAACAACAGUGGUGCUACUGCCGUGAGCCAGAAGCAGGGAACAUGUUGGUCUGUGCAUCAGGUUUUUGUUCAGUUAAAAAGUUUCACCAAACCUGCCUUCCCAUGAAAAGGGUCCCAAAUCAGUGGGUAUGUCCCAGCUGCCGAAAAGUAAUCAAUGCCCCAAAAAAGAAAAAAACCUUAGUGAGGAGACUGUGAAAUGAGUAAAUAGUAGUAGCUGAUACUGUGCUAUCUUAUUUAUGA
Molecule: messenger RNA, 1395 nt
Organism: Alosa alosa (allis shad)
Lineage: Eukaryota; Metazoa; Chordata; Actinopteri; Clupeiformes; Clupeidae
Exons: 4
Coding region: 1-1350 (449 amino acids)
Source: RefSeq, a predicted model, not a curated record